Molecule: messenger RNA, 3162 nt
Organism: Pogona vitticeps (central bearded dragon)
Lineage: Eukaryota; Metazoa; Chordata; Lepidosauria; Squamata; Agamidae
Source: RefSeq, a predicted model, not a curated record
UCGGGCCCUGCUGGUGCCUGCCUGGACCUCUGCCCCCCCCCACCGCCACACCUGCCUCUCGGCGACCCCCGCAACCGCCAAGAGAGAGCUCUGGCUGGCCGGACAGCUUGGCCUUCCUGGGGCCACUCCGGGCAAUUCAGCCGCCGGCCCUUGCUGGGUUUCCUGACAGAAUCUGGGGCCGCCAUGGAAGCAGCAGAGGCCACCCCGGGUCCCUCCUGCCAGGAGGAGGAGGAGGAGGAGGGAGACCACGAGACUGAGGACUUGUCUGUGGGCUGCGGGGGUGACUUGGAGGUGAACCCCUACGAUGGUCUGCCUUUUUCCUCCCGCUACUAUGAGCUCCUGCGCCAGCGUCGCCUCCUUCCCAUCUGGGAGACCAAGUUUGCCUUCAUGGAGCACUUGGAGGGGGGAGCUGCCAUCGUCGUGGUCUCUGGGGAACCAGGCACGGGCAAAAGCACCCAGGUGCCCCAGUGGUGCGCGGAGCACGCCCUUUCGCAGCAGUUUGCCCACGGCCACGUCGUCUGCACGCAGCCCCACAGCCUGGCUGCCCUCAGCCUGGCCUUGCGGGUGGCGGACGAGAUGGACCUCAACGUGGGCCAUGAGGUGGGCUACUGUGUCCCCUACGAGGACUGCUGUACUUCAGAGACACUCCUCAGGUUCUGCUCGGACGAGGUGCUGCUGCGGGAGAUGACCUCUGACCCGCUCCUGCGACCGUACGGGGUGGUGGUGCUGGACGAGGCCCAGGAGCGGACGGUGCCCACGGACCUCCUCCUGGGGCUGCUGAAGGACGCGCAACGCCAGCGCCCGGAGCUGCGCCUGGUGGUGGUGACGGAGCCGCAGCUGGAGGAGCCCCUGCGCCGCUUCUGUGCGGAGCCCCCGCUUGUCCGAGUGCCAGGCUUGGGCCAGGCCCCCCACCUGACCUACAGGGAGCCCCCGACGGGGAAACACGUGGCGGCCGCCUGCCAGGCUGUACUAGAGAUCCACGGGCUGGAGGAAGCCGGAGACGUGAUCGUCUUCUUGGCCAGUGAGCAGGAGAUCGCGGCAUGCUGCGAGGCCAUCCGUGCUGAGGCCGUCACCUUGCCCCCCAGCUUGGGUCCCCUGCUGGUGCUGCCCCUCCACCCUGGGGUGGGGCGGGACGUCCAGAGGGUGUACGAGAGCGACUCGGGGCUGCCUGGCGAGGGCGGCCGGACCCGCAAGGUCAUCGUCUCACAUUGGUUGGCAGACGGAGGCUUCGCCGUCGGAAGCGUCCGGCACGUCAUUGAUGCUGGGCUGGAGCUGCGCAGUGUUUACAAUCCACAGAUCCGAGCAGAGUCCCAGGGCCUGCGUCCCAUCAGCAAGAGGCAGGCCGAGGCCCGGCGGCUGAGGGCAGCGGGGAACCCCCCAGGCUCCUGCGUGCGCCUCUAUUCGGAGCCGGUCUUUGAGGAGCAGCUGCCAGCCCUCCCUCCGCCACCCAUCACCGAGGCCAACCUGAGUUGGCUGGUGUUGCUGCUCAAGAGGCUGGACAUUGCGGACAUGGGCCAGUGCGACUUCCUGGACAGGCCAGCCCCCGAGUCCUUGAUGCAGGCCCUGGAAGACCUGGACUACCUGGCUGCGCUGGAUGACGACGGGCAUCUCUCCGAGGUGGGCAUCAUCCUCUCAGAGUUCCCUCUUGACCCCCAGCUGGCUAAGGCUCUCCUGGCCGCCUGCGAGUUUGACUGCGUGGACGAGAUGCUCACCCUGGCUGCCAUGCUGACAGUGGGACCUUGCUUCCUGACCCCUCCCUCCCGCUGGGAAGAGGCAGUCGCCGCCCGGCAGCGGUCCCUGUUGCAUCCGGCUGGCGACCACUUCACUCUCAUCAACAUCUUCAACGCUUUCCAUCAGCAGAAUGACCCCGAAAGUUGGUGCCGGAAGCACGCAGUGAGUGAGGCUGCCCUGCGGCUGGCGGGGUCCGUGCGGGCAGAGCUGCUGGAGGUCAUGCAGCGGAUUGAGCUGCCCAUCUCGCCGCCAGCCUUUGGCACGGAGGGCAACGUCCAGCGGCUGAAGCAGGCCCUCCUUUCAGGCUUCUUCCUCAAGGUGGCCCGGGACAUCGACGGCUCUGGCAACUACCUGCUGCUGACCCACAAGCACCUGGCCCAACUGCCCCUCACCUGCUGCUACCGCCUCCGCCGGCCGCCCCCCCGGCCUCCCCUCUGGGUGGUGUACCACGAGUUCACUGUCUCGCAGGAUAACUGCCUGAACAUCGUCUCCGAGAUCCAGCCAGAGAUGCUGGCCCAGCUGGCCCCCCAGUACUACCUCAGCAACCUGCCUCCCAGCGAGAGCCGCGACCUUCUGCUGGAGUUGCGGGAAGAGUUUUCGGCGGCAGAGGAGCUGAGCCCCCCUCUGUCCCCCCCACAGGACAAGAGGCCUCAGACCCCCAGCAGAGCGGCAGAGGAGGGGGAAGAUGGCUGUGUGGUGCAGUGAGCCAGGAGCCACGUGGGGCCCAACUGGGCGGCCCUCAAGAGCAGUGCCGUGGCCUGGGAGCAGGAGCUGGUCUCCCUGGAUGCAGGCCGGGUCUUUGGAGCGGGGCUCAGCGCAGGCUGGCAUCCAUCCAGCUCCUGGCCUCGGCCACUUGUGGGCUGCCCGGAUCUGUGUGUGGUUUUCUGGGGGUCUCCGUUCGGGUAGUCCUGAGGCCACGGGGCUUGCCACGGCUGCAGGAGGCCAGCAGCUGGGCAGAAGCGCUGCUGCUGCUGGUGGUGGCGGUGGUGGUGGUGGUGGGUGCUGUGAGCUGCAGGGUUGGGGCAGCCAGGGGCCUUGCCCACCUUCUGUGCCUGGUGGGGCCAGAAGAGGGGAAGGGCUUUCCCCGGGGCUCAUGAAAAGCGCUUUCUGUAACUGGUCCAUAAAGAGUGGGCAUGGACGGGGAUCUCUGUUGGACUGGGCAGCCGGUGGGCAUUGGCACUUGGCACUUCAGCAGUGCAUGGAUGUGGCACCCUGUGCCAGGCAGGGGUUGUGGAGCGCCAGGUUUUGCCUCUUAACAGGCCUUCGCCCGAUGAAUGGCUUCCCCCUCCCCUCACUCCUAGCAAGGCCUUUGGUGUCUCUGUAAGGGCGGCCCUAACACUGGCUGCCCUUCCACAGAGAGGUUGUUGGCCGGGAGCAGCUCUCUAAGUGUGUGUGUGUGUGUGUGAGAGAGAGAGAGAGAGAGAGAGAGAG